Molecule: messenger RNA, 3065 nt
Organism: Pogoniulus pusillus (Red-fronted tinkerbird)
Lineage: Eukaryota; Metazoa; Chordata; Aves; Piciformes; Lybiidae
Gene: KCNN1
Product: potassium calcium-activated channel subfamily N member 1
Exons: 10
Coding region: 1314-2921 (535 amino acids)
Biological process (GO): potassium ion transmembrane transport
Cellular component (GO): plasma membrane; neuron projection; neuronal cell body
Molecular function (GO): small conductance calcium-activated potassium channel activity; calmodulin binding
Source: RefSeq, a predicted model, not a curated record
CACCGCACCGCACCGCCCCGCACCGGCACCGCACCGCACCGCCCCGCACCGGCCGCUCCAGCGCAGCCCCGCAGCCCCAGCGCCUCCAUCUGCACCACCCUGCCAGCUCCAGCUCCAGCUCCAGCUCCAUCCUGACAGCCCCAGCGGCUCCAUCACCAACCCGACGGCCCCAGCAGCUCCAUCUGCACCGCCCCAGCAGCUCCAUCUUCAUCACCCCGGAGGCUCCAUCUCCACCACUCUGGCAGCUCCAUCACCAUUCUAACUGACCCAGCAACUCCAUCUUCAUCAUCCCAGCAUCUCCAUCACCAUCCUGACUGCUCCAUCACUAUCCUGACAGCUCCAUCACCACCCCAGCAGCUCCAUCACCAUCUCAACUGCUCCAUCACUAUCUAAGAGGCUCAAUCACCAUCUUGGCAGCUCCAGAAACUCCACCAUCAUCCUGGAAGCUCCAUCAUCAUCAUCAUCAUCAUCAUCAUCAUCAUCAUCAUCAUCAUCAUCCCAGUAGCUUCAGCAGUUCCAUCUUCACUUCCACAGAAGCUCCAUCACCUUCCUGGCAGCUCCUUCAUCAUCUCAGUAGCUCCAUCAGCAUCUCCAUCACCAUCCCAGUAGCUCCAUUGCCAGGCCAGCAGCUCCAGCACCAGCCCAGCAGCUCCGUUGUCAUCCCAGUAACUCCAUCACCACCCUGGCAGCUUCACUGCCAUCCCAGCAGCUCUAUCUCCAUCCUAGCAGCCCCAGCAGCUCCACCUUUAUCCUGACAGCUCCAUCACCAUCCCAGUAGAUCCACCACCAGCCCAGCAGCUCCAGCACCAACCUAGCAGCUCCAUCACCACCUUGGUAGCUCCACCAUCACCCUGGCAGCUCCAACACCACCCCAGCAGCUCCAUCACCACCCUGGCAGCGCCAUCCCCACCCCUGUAACCUCAUUGUUGCCACUGCAGUGCCCCAGCAGCCUGGGGAGCCUGAGGCACGGGGCCGUGGUGUGAGGGCCUGGCGGGACAGUGGGGCCAGCGCCGAGGCAAGUGGCCGCCCCCAGGGCAUCAGCUGUGCCAGCAGAAGCUCCUGGCACGCCAGGCUCAGUGCCAGCGCCAUGCUCACCCACAGCAGCCCUGGAGGGGAGAGGAGGCUGGGGUCUGACUGCAGGCGUGGAGGGCAGCCCAUGGCACGGGGACCCCAGGACCCCCCCCCCCCACCAAGAGCAGGCCCCACAGCCCCUAACGCCUUGAGCCCCCCCGGCCGGCCCUGGGCAGCCCAAGCAGGUCGCCCCCGCGCCGCUGAGCCAUGCGGGAUCGUGCGGCCCCCUCCCCGCCAGAGCCAUGAGCCGCUACAAUGGGGGGGUGGCACGGCCCAGGGGCACCCUGAGCGCCUCCGCCCGCACCCUGCACUCGGAGGGGGAGACCCAACCCCUGCGGCCCCGACGACCCCCCAGCCUCGAGGUGGUGGUGUCACAGCCUGAGCAGCCUGGGGGGGCGGACCCCGGUCCGGCGGCGGCUGCGGGGCAGGAUGCGGCCGAGGAGCGGGGCCGGGAGCCGCGGAAGAACCAAAACAUCGGCUACAAGCUGGGGCACCGGAGAGCCCUCUUCGAGAAGCGCAAACGCCUCAGCGACUACGCCCUCAUCUUCGGCAUGUUCGGCAUCGUGGUCAUGGUCACGGAGACGGAGCUGUCCUGGGGGGUCUACACCAAGGAGUCGUCCUACUCGUUCGCACUGAAAUGCCUUAUCAGCCUCUCGACCCUCAUCCUGCUGGGGCUCAUCGUCAUGUACCACGCCAGGGAGAUCCAGCUCUUCAUGGUGGACAACGGUGCCGACGACUGGCGCAUCGCCAUGACCUACGAGCGCAUCUUCUUCAUCGCCCUGGAGCUGAUCGUCUGUGCCAUCCACCCCAUCCCCGGGCAGUACCUCUUCACCUGGACGGCUCGCCUGGCCUUCACCUACGCCGCCUCGGUGGCCGACGCCGACGUGGACAUCAUCCUCUCCAUCCCCAUGUUCCUGCGGCUCUACCUGAUCGGGCGGGUGAUGCUGCUGCACAGCAAGCUCUUCACCGACGCCUCCUCCCGCAGCAUCGGCGCCCUCAACAAGAUCAACUUCAACACUCGCUUCGUCAUGAAGACCCUCAUGACCAUCUGCCCCGGCACCGUGCUCCUGGUCUUCAGCAUCUCCUCCUGGAUCAUCGCCGCCUGGACCGUCCGCGUCUGCGAGAGGUACCACGACAAACAGGAGGUGACCAGCAACUUCCUGGGGGCCAUGUGGCUGAUCUCCAUCACCUUCCUCUCCAUCGGCUACGGGGACAUGGUGCCACACACCUACUGCGGCAAGGGCGUCUGCCUGCUGACGGGCAUCAUGGGCGCCGGCUGCACCGCGCUGGUCGUGGCCGUGGUUGCCAGGAAGCUGGAGCUCACCAAAGCCGAGAAGCACGUCCACAACUUCAUGAUGGAUACGCAGCUGACCAAGCGGGUGAAGAACGCUGCUGCCAACGUACUCAGGGAAACGUGGCUCAUCUACAAACACACCAAGCUGGUGAAGAAGAUUGACCAUGCCAAAGUUCGGACACACCAGCGUAAGUUCCUCCAAGCCAUCCAUCAGCUGAGGAGUGUGAAGAUGGAGCAGCGCAAGCUGAACGACCAGGCCAACACUCUGGUGGACCUGGCCAAGACCCAGAACAUCAUGUACGAGAUGGUGUCGGAGCUGCAGGAGCGCAACGAGGACCUGGAGAAGCGCCUGGGAGCGCUGGAGAGCAAGCUGGAGGCGCUGGGGCUGAGCCUGCUGGCGCUGCCCGGCUUGGUCAGCCAGGCGCUGGGGCAGCAGCAGCGGGAGCUCCUGGGGAGCUGGCACCCCCGCCUCUGCUCCGCCACAGCCCCCUGCACCCCCACCCGGCCCCCCAGAGCCCCUUCCACCGCCCCCCCCACCUCCUCGGACAGCGGGUGAGGAGGGGGUGUUUGGGUGGGGGGGUUGGGGAGUCGGGGGGGUGCCCCCUUGCCGCCCUCCCCCCUCUUAUGUCUGGCCAUCGUGUGGCUGAUCUCAGUAGCUUUGUUCUGUAAAGCCCUGUAUAAAUUUCCUGCGUUCACUGUG